GGGCGGCGGCGGCGGGCGCUGCGCUCGCUGGGCAGCCUGGCCGGGCGGCUGCUCCGCACCUGGGCGCGCCUGGCCGGGGGGCGCGGGGGCCGCCGCGCCGCCCCCGAGGAUGACGAGGGCGGGUUCCGGGGAGGGUCGCGGCGGCGGCUCGGCGGGGCGGCUCCGGUGGCGGCGGGGGGCGCCGCGGGGAGCGAUGCGGGAGCGGGCGGCGGGGAGCGGCCGCCGGGCGCGCAGGGGCUGCGGAACCACGGCAACACCUGCUUCAUGAACGCCGUGGUGCAGUGCCUGAGCAACACGGCGCCGCUGGCCGAGCGCCUGGCGCUGGGCCGGUACCGCGCCCGCGGUGCCCGCGCCGAGGUCACGCAGCGGCUGGCGGCCCUGGUCCGGGCGCUCUGGACCCGCCAGUACACCCCGCAGCUCUCCGCGGAGUUCAAGAACAUCGUCUCCAAGCACAGCUCGCAGUUCCGGGGCAACGCUCAGCACGACGCGCUGGAAUUCCUGCUCUGGCUGCUGGACCGAAUGCACGAGGACCUGGGCGCCGCCUCCCCCGCCCAGCAGAGCCGCGGCCCCACGCAGCCUGGCAAGGACGGGAGCAGCGGUGCCAGCAGGUCUCCCCCAGGCACCCAGCACCCCCGGGGGCAGAGCUUCGUGCAGAGCCACUUCCAGGCCCAGUACAGGUCCUCCCUGACGUGCCCUCACUGCCUGAAGCAGAGCAACACCUUCGACCCCUUCCUGUGCAUCUCCCUGCCCAUCCCGCUGCGCCAGACCAGGGCUCUGAACGUCACGCUGGUGCUGCAGUGCGAGCGCUGGCGCUUCGUGCGGGUGGGGCUGGCCGUGCCGCUGCUGGGCACCGUGGCCGACCUGCGGGAGAUGGUGGCGCGGCACGGCCGCGUCCCCGCCGAGCAGGUGAUCCUGGCCGAGGUGUCCCCGCGGGGCCUCCUGCGCUCGCUGUCCGACCCCGAGGCGCUGCGGGCGGCCGGAGAGGCCGCGCCCGUCUACGCCUUCCAACCACCGCCCGCCCGCCGCGCAGGGUGUCCCCGCAGCCUCCCCACGUCCCCCGCGGUGCCACGGCCGGAGGGGCCGCGGCUGCUGCCCAGCGCCGCCCGCUCCUCCGAGUGCCUGCACCGCGCGCCCGGCGGCCGCAUCCUGCUGCUGCUCUGCAACACGGCGGGCACGGGCCCGCAGCUCGCCAGGUUCGGGCCGCCGCUGGUGCUGCGGGAGGAGCGCGGCGUCUCCUGGGAGCAGCUGCAGCAGAACAUCCUGGCCCAGCUCAGGGGGGUCCUGCGGGGAGAGGUCCGGCCACAGGGCACGGGGGCCCUUUUCCGGAUCCGCCUGGCCGGGGGCUCGGCCCCCUGCACCUACCUGUCCCCUCAGGAUCCCCGCCCUCUCUGCCACCCUGCCAUCGACAGGGCCCUGCAGCUGUGCGGGGCCGGGGGCCCUCCCCACGUGAGGCUGACGGCGGAGUGGGACACGAGCACCAAAGAGCGGCUGUUCGGGAGCAUCCGGGAGGAGGCGGUGCAGGACGCGGAGAGCGUGCGGCAGCAGCAGCAGGCGCACGGGCAGCAGCACAGCUGCACCCUGGACGAGUGCUUCCAGCUCUACACCAAGGAGGAGCAGCUGGCCCCGGACGAUGCCUGGCGCUGCCCGCACUGCAAGGUGCCCCAGCAGGGCACGGUGAAGCUCAGCCUGUGGACGCUGCCCGACAUCCUCAUCAUCCACCUGAAGCGCUUCCGGCAGGUGGCCGAGCAGCGGCACAAGCUGACCACGCUGGUGCGGUUCCCGCUGCGGGGGCUGGACAUGGCCCCGCACGUGGCGCAGCGGGCACAGCCCGGGGGACAGCUCCGGGGCCGCUGGGCGCCCUGGCAGCCCCCCCUGCGCCUGCCCCCGGCCUGCCCCCGCGACCACCUCUACGACCUGUACGCCGUCUGCAACCACCACGGCAGCAUGCAGGGCGGCCACUACACCGCCUUCUGCUGCAACGCCCUGGACGGGCGCUGGUACAGCUACGACGACAGCCGUGUGGAGGGGGUGCGGGAGGCCGAGGUGAGCACCCGCAGCGCCUACAUCCUGUUCUACCAGCGCCGCCGCGCCGCCGGCUCCGGCACGGGGCACUGGGUGUUCCGCCUGGCCGCCGCCGAGCCCCGCACCGAGCCCGACCCCUCCGGCUCCGCCGGCGCCGCGGAGAACGGCGGGUUCGAGGCGCGGCCCCCGGUGCGGGGUCUGCAGGGGCUGCCCGCUCGCAGCCUCAGCGUCCGGACCGCACCCCCGGGACACGGCGAGCCGGGCCCCCCCCGCGCCCCCCGACGGCUCCGCCGGGCCGCCAGCGCCGAGGGGACCCCGCGCCGGCCGCCCCCGGGCCCCGGCAGCCCCGAGGGGCCGCGGGGGGACGCGGGUGUCCCCCCGGACCGCUGCCCCCCCGGCCCCUCGGCGCUGGGGCGGUCGCGGAGCUCGGCCAGCCUCCCCCCCCGGCCCGAGGGGGGGCUGCGCAGGUCCGCCUCGCUGGGCAGGGGGCCGGCCCUGGCCGCCCGGGCUGCCCCCGGGGCCGCCCCGCAGCGCGGCCCGCAGCUCCCCGGACCCCUGCGUCCCGCGGCCGUGCCCGAGUCCAGCUUCUGAGCCACGGCGGGGGCACCGCCCCGGCGGCUCUGCAGCCGGGCCCGAGCGCGUCGGGGAGCCCCCCACGCCGGGCGUCCCACCGCAAGGGUGCCUGAACCAGGGAUCCCAAACCGGGAACAUCCCGGCCGAGGGCGUCCCGACCUGGGGGCUCCCGGCCCAGGCACUUCCGAGCCCAGGGAAAACCGAGCCAGGCUAUCCUGACCCAGGGGCUCCCAAAUGGAAUCCUGCCAUGGGG
Messenger RNA from Taeniopygia guttata (zebra finch), 2848 nucleotides. It is a transcript of the gene USP43, whose product is annotated as ubiquitin specific peptidase 43. NCBI's taxonomy places the organism in Eukaryota, Metazoa, Chordata, Aves, Passeriformes, Estrildidae. Gene Ontology annotation, biological process: protein deubiquitination. Gene Ontology annotation, molecular function: cysteine-type deubiquitinase activity. The record is from RefSeq and is a predicted model, not a curated record.